Lindgomyces ingoldianus is the source of this 684-nucleotide messenger RNA. RefSeq lists its product as uncharacterized. The record is from RefSeq and is a predicted model, not a curated record. Bases 1 to 684 code for a protein of 227 amino acids. Lineage: Eukaryota; Fungi; Ascomycota; Dothideomycetes; Pleosporales; Lindgomycetaceae. The transcript has a single exon.
AUGCCACGCAACUUGCUCAACUCCGCACUACUUCUGGUUUUCGCUUUUGGGCUCCCAGGUCCAAGCAAUGCAGCAUGGAAGAACCUUACCGUGUCGGACUACAAGUUAAAGCAAAGUGGGUAUUCAUCCACGAUCGCGAGUUUUGACAAAGCACUCCUGAACGUCCAGGUUGGAGAUAUAAUUGGAGAUAUAAACCACAGCAAUCCGAGCACGGCUCCAAACGUGAAGCACCUCGUUACCUCGAGUGGAUAUUCAUGGGAGUCCUCGUCGGAUUUCGAUGACGCGAACACGGACAAAUGGUAUCCGCAGGGGAUCACAACCUCGGCGGAUGCCUACGAAAAAGGCGACUUUGAUGGUCAUCGUGUUCAUCUGGUUUCUUGGCAUUCAGACAAUUACGACGAUGGGAAACGUGGAGCCAGGGUCGCAUUCGUGAAUCGAGGACCGGGAGGCACCAAGAAAUAUCGUCAUGUCCUGCUUGUCCAACCGAAAGGAGAGGAUGAUUUCGAAGCGAUCACGGGCCUUCAUGCGGGCGGUAUCCUGUGGUAUGGCACAUUGAUCUACGUAGUAGACACCACCGGCGGUUUGAGGGUAUUCGACCUAGCGCAUAUGUACCAAGUGGACGGGAAUAUCAAGGACAACAUCGGUAAAUCUGGGACGAAGUAUGGAGCAUAUGGAUACAAGUGA